AGGUCAAAACAACUUUGCAGGGAAGUUGUCGAACUCAGCUGGGCAGUAGAAAGGGUACUGCUCAGAAUUUAAGAGCUGCCAAGCGUUCACAAUGGCUGCACCAACAAGUGACUACGAUAGGCGCAAACAGAUUAGUGUUAGGGGGAUUGCACAAGUGGAAAAUGUAGCAGGAAUGAAGAAAGCCUUUAACCGGCAUCUCCACUACACGAUCGUGAAGGACAGAAAUGUUGCAACACCGAGAGAUUACUUCUUUGCUCUUGCACAUACCGUCAGAGAUCAUCUAGUUGGAAGAUGGAUCAGAACUCAGCAGUAUUACUACGAAAAGGAUCCAAAGCGUGUGUACUAUCUCUCCUUGGAGUUUUACAUGGGACGCAGUCUGUCCAAUACUAUGGUGAACCUAGGAAUACAGAGUGCAUGUGAUGAGGCCAUGUACCAGCUUGGACUUGAUAUUGAAGAAUUGGAAGAGAUAGAAGAGGAUGCUGGUCUGGGGAAUGGUGGUCUGGGAAGACUAGCUGCCUGCUUCCUGGACUCCAUGGCAACCCUAGGACUGGCAGCCUAUGGAUAUGGUAUCAGAUAUGACUAUGGUAUCUUCACACAGAAACUAAAAGAUGGCUAUCAGCAUGAGGAGCCAGAUGAUUGGCUGCGCUAUGGUAAUCCUUGGGAGAAGGCACGUCCUGAGUACAUGUUGCCUGUCAACUUCUAUGGCCGUGUUGAGUGUGAUGCAGAUGGCAAGCACAAGUGGGUCAACACCAGUAUUGUAUUCGCUAUGCCUUAUGACAAUCCUAUCCCAGGUUACGCCAACAAUACAGUGAACACACUAAGACUGUGGUCUGCAAAGGCUCCAAACAGUUUUGACCUUAAUUUCUUUAACAAUGGAGAAUACAUCCAGGCUGUAUGUGACAGAAACUUGGCUGAGAACAUCUCCAGAGUGCUUUAUCCCAAUGACAAUGUAUUUGAGGGCAAGGAACUGCGACUAAAACAGGAAUACUUUUUGGUGGCAGCCACACUGCAGGAUAUCAUACGCAGAUUCAAGUCAUCCAAAUUUGGAUGUCGCGACCCUAUCCGAACUUCCUUUGACAGCUUCCAUGAAAAGGUAGCCAUACAGCUGAAUGACACCCAUCCAUCUCUGGCAGUCCCAGAACUCAUGAGGAUCCUGGUUGACUUGGAGGGGCUGCCUUGGGAGAAGGCUUGGGAAAUCACACAGAAGACCUGUGCCUAUACCAACCAUACUGUAUUACCAGAGGCUCUAGAGCGCUGGCCUGUUGACAUGCUGAAGAAUGUGCUACCCAGACAUUUGCAGAUUAUGUAUGACAUCAAUGCAAACUUUAUGAAGGAAGUACAGAAGCGGUACCCAGGAGACAUGCACCGCUUGGGCAGGAUGUCCAUUGUGGAAGAGUUUCCUAUAAAGUGUAUCAACAUGGCCUACCUCUGCCUGGUGGCCUGCCAUGCUGUCAAUGGGGUGGCACAGAUCCACUCUGACAUUAUUAAGAGAGAGACCUUCAAAGAUUUUGCUGAAAUGUAUCCUCACAAGUUUCAGAACAAAACUAAUGGCAUCACCCCAAGGCGCUGGCUUUUACUGUGCAACCCUAACCUGGCAGAUGUGAUUGCUGAUAAAAUUGGUGAUGGUUUUAUGAAGGAUUUGAGUCAGCUGCGCAAACUGGAACAAUUCACAAAGGAUGAGGCAUUUGUUAUGUCCAUUCACAAAGUGAAACAGGAAAACAAGCUGAAGUUGGCUGCAUACAUUGAGAAGACCUACCAUGUGAAGAUCAACCCAGCCUCCAUGUAUGACAUGCAAGUGAAGAGAAUCCAUGAGUAUAAGAGACAGCUGCUAAACUGCCUGCAUAUGAUUACCCUCUACAACAGGCUGAAGAAGAACCCCAACAUGGAGUUUGUGCCCAGAACCAUCAUGAUCGGUGGAAAGGCUGCCCCAGGAUACCACAUGGCCAAGUUGAUCAUCAAGCUUAUAAACAAUGUAGCAAGAGUGGUCAACAAUGACCCCAUCAUUGGAGAUAGGUUGAAGAUUAUCUACCUUGAGAACUACAGGGUUUCCUUGGCUGAGAAGAUCAUCCCAGCUGCUGACCUAAGUGAGCAGAUCUCUCUGGCAGGAACAGAAGCCUCUGGAACUGGAAACAUGAAGUUCAUGUUAAAUGGUGCCCUGACAAUAGGAACCCUGGAUGGUGCUAAUGUGGAAAUGCGUGAGGAGAUGGGAGCGGAGAACAUCUUUAUCUUUGGUAUGACUGUAGAUGAAGUGGAGGCUCUGUGGAAGAGGGGCUACCAGCCCAAAGAUUACUAUGAGAGGAACCAUGAACUGAAGUUGGCCAUAGAUCAGAUAAGUGGAGGCUACUUCUCCCCAGAAAAUGUGAAUCUUUUUAAAGAUGUUGCCAACUCUCUUCUAUACAAUGACAGGUUCUGUCUACUAGCUGAUUAUGAUUCCUACAUAAAAUGUCAGGAGAAAGUUAGUGAAAUGUACCAUAACCAACUAGCAUGGACAAAGAUGGCCAUCUUCAACAUUGCUGGCUCAGGGAAAUUCUCCAGUGAUCGUACAAUAAGUCAAUAUGCUAGAGAAAUCUGGGGUGUUGAACCAACAGAUGUGAAACUCCCAGCACCUCAUGAAGUGCCCGCAACCUCUAUUGAUCAUAAGCAGUCUGCACAGAUGAAGGACUUCUAAGCACAAGUAUUUCAAAUAGAAAAAGCUUUGUACCAAGACAGACUCUUUGUUAUAUGAACAAAUUGGCAAAAAAUCCCAAUUUAGGCCAAUGGGGUACUGUUUUGAUGUUGUUUUGUUGGGUUGUUGUGACCAAUUUGAUACGUUUCAACAUUGAUGUUUGUUCCGGGUGAGCGAGAAUACUAGCUGCACAGUUAUGUAACUGCAUUUCGUAUUUUGUAUUAUUUAGUCUAAAUGAAUUCCAGUCUAGACAAAUUCGGUAGCUAUUGAUUCAUUGCAUCAAAUACUUUACUAAAGAAAUAAUGUUGUUUUUAUUUGCAAAGGAAUUUCAUAUCAACUGUCUUUUUCUGGAGCAAGGUUAAAGUUCUGUAUUGUGGAGUCUUGAUAGUCAUGUGAGGUAUUAAGAUCAAGGUACAAAGCUAUAGUUUUCAUCUGAUACUUGAAACCGUUUUUUCAGUCUGGAUAGAUACAUAUAAAACUUGUGGAUGAAAAUAAGCUGAAUCUUGUGCCUGGAAACUGGCAUUUGUACAUACCAAUUGAUUGCAGAUCAUUUUUUGAAGAUGGAGAAAAAUAUCAGAUGGACAAGAUACAAAGCAGCUAUGCCAAUACCUAUAAAAGAAAGAUAUAGCUAUAAACCUAACUGCCUCUACUUUUUUUAAACUAAGGUCAGAAAUUUAUUAAUUUCACCAAUUUUACUACUUAACAGUUUAGCACUGGCAUGAAAACCGUGUCCAAUUGACUUUUUUAUUUGUUGACUUUAUGUCACUGCAAGAGAUUUUGUUUUGCUUUUGCAGGCCAUAGUUUGCAUGUUACGAGGCUUGUCCUGUGAAGAUUACACACAGUGUUAGGAACCAAUGUUUUCUAUGUUUAGGAAUGUCCUUUUAUGGUAUUAUAUGCCCAACUUAAACUGCCUUGUUAUAAGUAAAAAGGAAGGCUUUCUAGGGAAAUGUUUACCUUCCAAACCUCUUAUUAUAGAUUUAAAGGAAGCUAGCCAGCAUAGUAAUGGCAGACAUGCUGCAUGUGGUCAUAACAAAGUGAUAUCAUCAAAAACACCCUUCUUUUAGAAAUCUGUAAGUAUAAAUGGUGAAUAUAGACAUUUUCAUUACCUUUAUGAAAAUUAUGUCAGGUUGUUUCUUCACGUUUAGCUGUUAAAGGAGAGUUUCCAUACUGUUUGCUUGAAUGGAUGACAGGAAUAAAAUUCCUCUGCAAAACA
Messenger RNA from Lingula anatina, 3878 nucleotides. RefSeq names its product glycogen phosphorylase, muscle form. Gene Ontology annotation, cellular component: cytoplasm. Gene Ontology annotation, biological process: glycogen catabolic process. Gene Ontology annotation, molecular function: pyridoxal phosphate binding; glycogen phosphorylase activity. The record is from RefSeq and is a predicted model, not a curated record. NCBI's taxonomy places the organism in Eukaryota, Metazoa, Brachiopoda, Lingulata, Lingulida, Lingulidae.